This is a messenger RNA of Xylaria bambusicola, 2037 nucleotides long. Its product is annotated as major facilitator superfamily domain-containing protein. The coding region runs from base 370 to 1860 and encodes 496 amino acids. The transcript is spliced from 6 exons. Lineage: Eukaryota; Fungi; Ascomycota; Sordariomycetes; Xylariales; Xylariaceae. Gene Ontology annotation, molecular function: transmembrane transporter activity. The record is from RefSeq and is a predicted model, not a curated record. Gene Ontology annotation, cellular component: membrane. Gene Ontology annotation, biological process: transmembrane transport.
CAGACAAGAGUUAGAGUAGAACGCAGCGGCAAGGGCCACUAGCGCAUAUAGUAUCGGCAUCGGUAGCUCCAAUAAGCCCCCCUUGCACAUCCAUCCAUCUAUCACCCCAUGCGGUCACUCACUUACUGGACUGGGUGAAUGACCGCAGAUCAACAAUUGGAAUAUUUCCAGCUCCUGCGCCCGGCUCUCCUUUGAACUUCCUUCCUCUUACUCUCGUCCCUAUCUAGUUUACAUGCUUACCGACCCGGGAUCGCUUGCCACAGAAGCGCGACGUCAACAGGCUCACAUUCAUCCCGAGUCUGCUCACUUCACUCUCAUCGUAUAAGUCGUCAUUACGUACUGGGGCCCGCCUCAGAUCGGCUGGAAACCAUGAGCGACCUCGAGAAGCAUGCGUCGUCGCACGACGAGCGAGAAGAUCGCGCCAUAGAUCUUGACAUUCCCGAUCCUGAUGCGCAUCUUAGCCCAGAGGAAAGAGAUCAGAUUGAGAGACGACUUGUCUGGAGACUCGACCUCAUCCUUAUCCCUUGGCUCUGCCUGUUGUACCUCCUUGCCUUCCUGGACCGGACUAAUAUUGGCAAUGCGAAGAUUGCUGGCCUCGUCCCCGACUUGGGGCUGACGACUUCACAAUACAACAUAGCUCUCACCAUCUUCUUCAUCUCUUACUCGGUUUUCGAGCCACUUACCAAUGUCCUUCUCAAAAAACUCAGGCCUUCGAUCUUCAUUCCGAUUAUCAUGUUCCUUUGGGGUGCAUCAAUGACUGGACAAGGUUUCGUGUAUAACAACUCUGGUCUUCUGGCUUCUCGCUGGUUUCUUGGCCUUACUGAAGCUGGGCUUUUUCCUGGUGUGAACUACUAUCUCUCGUGCUGGUAUAAACGAUCCGAAUUUGGUAUUCGUGCUGCCAUUUUCUUCUCAGCAGCCGCCCUAUCUGGCUCUUUUGGUGGCUUGUUGGCUGCUGCGAUUGAAAAACUGGACGGCAAAGGCGGCCUCGAAGGCUGGCGAUGGAUUUUCAUCUUGGAAGGCCUCCUUACGGUGGUCGUGGCUGUGAUAUCUUUCUGGAUGGUUCACGACUUCCCAGACGACGCACGCUUUUUGUCCGAAGAGGACCGCGCCCGAGUGAUCCGACGACUGAGACUGGACCAACAGGCUUCCUCGAAACACGAAGAUUGGAACACAAGAUAUCUAUAUGACGGUCUCAAAGACUGGAAGAUGUGGCUGGGCAUGGCUAUCUAUAUGGGCUGUGACAUGCCGCUAUAUGCUUUCUCUCUCUUCCUGCCAUCUAUCAUCAUGGAAUCCGGUUGGAGUAAUAACUCCAUUCACACAAACCUUCUGAGCGUCCCUCCCUACGCCGCCGCCGCCGUACUCACUGUCAUCGUCGGAUUCAUCGCGGAUCGCACUCGCCAACGUGGCUUGUGCAACAUCCUUUCAAGUCUGAUCGGUAUCGUUGGGUUUAUCCUGCUCAUCGCCUCUGACAGCCCUGCGGUGAAAUAUGCGGCUACAUUCCUAGGUGCUCUGGGUAUUUACCCCUGCAUCUCCAACACAAUCACGUGGAUGGCGAACAAUACAGAGGGUGUAUACAAGAGAGGGGUUGUAUUGGGAUUUGUCAUCGGCUGGGGCAACCUUAACGGCAUCGUCAGCUCAAACAUCUACUUCGACCCGCCUCGCUACCUCCAAGGACAUGGCGUUGUUCUUGCCUACAUGAUAAUAUUCCUCUUCGGAGGCAGUAUCUUGAUGACCACUCUCCUCAGGGUAGAGAACAAGAAAAGACUUGAGGGUAAACGAGACUACCUUGCCGAAGGCAAGAGUGAGGCCGAGCUCGAUCUGCUUGGCGAUAGACGGCCGGACUUUUUGUACACGGUUUAAUGGAGGUGAGGUAGAGAGGUGGAUGAAGUAUAAAGUAAAAGCGGCUUUUUACUUCUUAUUAUGACUUAUAUACCCGAACCGACAGAUUACUUGGUCACUGCGAGGUUGGUGGCUUGAAGACGAAGUGAUGAUGAUAGCGAGAACAAAAAUAAAAGAUUUCAUGUAGCUUAUAUAUAU